Molecule: messenger RNA, 1302 nt
Organism: Candidozyma duobushaemuli
Lineage: Eukaryota; Fungi; Ascomycota; Pichiomycetes; Serinales; Metschnikowiaceae
Gene: ASH2
Product: Ash2p
Exons: 2
Coding region: 1-1302 (433 amino acids)
Cellular component (GO): Set1C/COMPASS complex
Molecular function (GO): transcription cis-regulatory region binding; protein binding
Source: RefSeq, a predicted model, not a curated record
AUGGAAGCACCAGCUGAACCAAAACAGGCCUCAGAGGCUCCGGAGGCAGCUGUCCAGCCAGAAACCCCCACGGCGCUGGCAAUUGAGCCACAGGUGGCGCCCCCACCAAAAGUGGAGGAGAAACCGCUGGAACCUACCGCAAACACUACUCGCCUGAAGACGAAGGAAGAAGGCUUGAGUGCUCUGGAGCUCAAGCAGAGGGCCGCCAACGUCAAGGUGCAUCCUCGGCUCAAACCAACGCCAUUUGAAGCGGACAAUUUUGAUGUGGAGCCAAUUGUCACUCAGGAUUUCCAGAACCAGGGCAUCACUUUUGCUCAGUAUGACGAUCUUCCGUUGAACAAGCGUGGAUUCAAGUAUAAGCCGUGCCGACCAAAUCGGGCUUUUUCUUCGAACUUGUACCUGACCACAGACUACGCUCCUCAUAGAGUCAGGGUCAGCUACUUUGACAGAUCUACAGGUAUUGCCUGUAGUGAAGAUAUGAAUGCUGUUACUACACAACAGGGCUGGCUUUCGGCGCGAAGCAACGUGGGCAUCAGAGAGGGAAAGUGGUAUUUUGAAUUUGACAUUCUCAAUGCUAAUAACACCUCGGGCAAGAGCCAUGUGAGAGUCGGGGUGGCCAGAAAAGAGGCCGCUUUGGAGGCUCCAGUGGGGUUCGACGGUUACGGCUAUGGUCUUCGAGACUUGAACGGACAGAAAAUCACGCUUAGUCGUCCCAAACCGUUUAUGGAAGACGAGGAGGGUUUCAGCACCGGCGACACAAUCGGGUUUCUUGUGGAGCUACCCUCGAUUGAGGAACAGAGAAGGCACAACGAGCAGUUUGCCAAGGACUCACAUACCAACAAGAAAAGAAAAAAGGCAGGUCAAUUGGCAGCCGACGAAGAGGAAAAGAAGCUCAACUUGCAUCUGAACAUUGUCCGGGACCAGAUCCCCAUAAAGUACAAGAACGCCUUGUAUUUCGAGCAGUUCGAGUACACGCCCACUAAGCAGAUGGAUCAUUUGCUCAACCCUGUCACAGUUUUUGGUGAAAAAGCGUUCUUGGAGACAGUCGACAAGCCGCCCACGCUACCGACGAUUCCGAAUUCCAAAAUCACCGUAUUUAAAAACGGCAAGUCUCAUGGAACCAUGUUCGAGGAUAUCUAUUCUUUCUUGCCGUUGAACGUCGACAACGACGCUGCGGCUUCAGACGCCAACACCAAGCAACAGCAGAAUGCAGCAUACAGAAACACGGACGACGGCAGCUUGGGCUACUACCCUAUGAUACUUCAAGUUCCCCGUUCCCAGCGGCUCCCGUCCUUUGUGUGA